Fulvia fulva is the source of this 639-nucleotide messenger RNA. RefSeq lists its product as uncharacterized. Bases 1 to 639 code for a protein of 212 amino acids. The transcript has a single exon. The record is from RefSeq and is a predicted model, not a curated record. Lineage: Eukaryota; Fungi; Ascomycota; Dothideomycetes; Mycosphaerellales; Mycosphaerellaceae.
AUGCCCUUUCCUCGGCGACGCCAGAAGGGUGACCUGGAAGCUGCCAGCACUGUUCCCCGAAAUAUGGGCCCAGUGCGUAAGAAUGAGCGGCCUGCCGGCCUCCAGGAUGCCAUCGACGAACUCGAUGAACGCCAACGUCUAUACUGGAGCCGGUGGGAAGGCAGGGAGCACGACAUCCUGCCUCACACGGAUGCCGGCGGCGACGCAUAUUACAUUGGCGACAUAUACGACGGCCUGCGGUGCGCUCAAGAGUGGGAACUGGACAACCCGGGCCCAUAUCUGCAGCGUAUCCGCGCUCUAUCCUCAGAGAGCCCUCAUCUGAUGUAUCUCGCACACUGGAUGGAAGUCACAGCAUCGCCUCCGAAGUGGACAUGGCUGAAGCACUUCCCCGAGAAUCGUGCACUGAGAGCAGCCAGAACCAAAGUCGGGAUUGUCGAUCUGAGCCAGAACGCGCCUGCGACUGUCACGGAAUAUAAAGAUACGACGAGUCUGGAACAAGCUCUCGCGUUGGCUUCCGGACAUCUUGGUACUGGAACAUUUCGUGCCCGGCUUGUGGUUGUUGAGUAUCUCUCGCGAGACGUGAUCGAAUGGUACUCCCGAAAACGCCCGCCUUCGCAGCUCAGAGUCGACAAUUAUUGA